AUGGGGAAGGCGCGCUUCCAGUCAAACCCGUACCCAGACCUCGUGCUCUCACACGAAGACCAGGCGCUGCUGCUGGAUCUGACCAACACGCUCGUGCAGCAGAAUCUCGUCCAGUACCAGCGCUUUGUGGUGCACGACAAGCGCCAGGUCGACCCGAAGCAAUGGAAGCACGUCAAGUCUCGCAACGAUAUCCACGUCCACGUGCGUCGAGAUGACCGCCAAGCGCUCCGCUCCACCCCGGCUGACAAAACUACCGUGAUGCUGAGCGUCGGGACGUUCCCUGGCCAAAUGGACGACCUCAUGCUGGGCGUGAUGAACCCGACACUCGACUCCAUGCGCCUGAAGGCCUCGUACGUCCACGACGUGAGCGACGCGGCCAUCCUCGCCCCGAUCCUCGAACCAACCGAGGAGGACCCUUUUCUCUCGGUCGUCGUCAAGUGGAUGCAGCGCGACCUGCCGCUCGAGACCACGAACCUCGUUAAGAACCGCGACUCCGUCUACGUGGAAGCCACCGGCGUUCUGCACUUUGCUACUGGGGAACGCAUCGGCUACCACCUCAUGCACUCGAUCGACUUCCCCCAGACCCGGGCGCUACCCAACGUCGUGCGCGGCAACAUGUCCAUCUGCUGUAUGUUCCGCCAGUUGAGCGAGAACGUGAUCGACAACCACUCGUUCAGCAUUCUGGAGCCUGGUGGAGAGCUGCCGCGCUUCCUCAUGCCUCCCAUUGCCGCUGAAGGGCUGCUCUCGGCCAUCAACUACGAGCCGUGCGGCCAGAUGACCAAGUUGGCGUGGCUCAUGCAGCAGAAGCGUCCGAGCCCAGUUUCCAGGACAGAUCAUAACGUCUGUGUGACGUGCUCCAACCGAGUGACGAGAGGAAGCUUGGGCAGCAUCGGCAGCGGAACGUGCAGAAUCUGCUUCGACGCAGUGUGCCGGUCCUGCAAAGUGCGCAAGCGAGUGACGAGGAUCGCCCACGACGGAAAAUUGCGCCAGCCCAAGCGCACCUUUUGCGUCUUCUGCGCCCAUGAAGCGUCGACGCUGGACGCGACUGAAGUCGCAAGGAAGAUGGCCAGAGGAUACGGCAUCAGUAAAGUGCAGUCGCUAGUCGCCACCUCGUCGACGUCCUCGUCCUUGGCCGACUCGCAUCAGUCGAGCUAUAAUAAGUAA
Messenger RNA from Phytophthora sojae, 1164 nucleotides. RefSeq lists its product as hypothetical. The record is from RefSeq and is a predicted model, not a curated record. Lineage: Eukaryota; Oomycota; Peronosporomycetes; Peronosporales; Peronosporaceae. The transcript has a single exon. Bases 1 to 1164 code for a protein of 387 amino acids.